UAAAAUGUCAAAUCAUUACUUUGUUGACAUAUGUUAUUUACUGCUUUUUGUUGUGGAUUUUGUAUUAAAUUUCGUGUAUAUUAUCAGUAACAACUUGCUUAUAAUCCUGCAACUGUUAUAUAAACACAUUUUUAAUGUAAAUAUGACGGAAAAGGGGAAAAAGCGCAAGAGGAUUACGGAAAACAAAACUGUAACCGCGAGAGGUGCGAUCAACGCGAACUGGCAGAAACUACUCUCAAGCAAUUUAAUAAUGGACAAAAACACAGAGAAACCAGUACAGGAGGAUACAAAACACUACACCGGCGCCUUUAGAAGAACUAGAAAGAAACAAGCAAAGGAACUUAAUAGUACGGUAGAAAGUAACCUCAAAAGUUUAAAUUUAAGAACAGACACUAAUAGUAAACCUGAUAAAUCACAUAGUACAGACAAUUUAGAACAUAGUAGUGUAGUGAUAAAUAAUAAUGUAACAAAAUCCAGUGAUUUAGAUUUAAAAAAUAAGAAAAAUAACUUGACUAAGUUUAUAGCAAUGGAUUGCGAGAUGGUGGGCGUGGGUAGUGAUGGGAACGAUCAUAUGCUGGCCAGAGUGUCGCUGGUGAACAAAUUUGGUGAUUGUAUCUACGAUAAGUAUGUGAAGGCUCGCGAAGAAGUAACUGACUAUCGUACGAACGUCAGUGGAAUCCGUAGAGAGGAUUUAUUAAAUGGUGAAGAUUUUACUGUGGUGCAGAAGGAAGUGGCCGAGCUAAUUAGAGGUCGGGUUUUAGUCGGUCAUUCGUUGAAGAGUGAUCUUAGUGUACUAUUUCUAUCACAUCCGAAAAGGAAUAUUAGAGAUACUUCUAGAUAUAAACCGUUCAGGAAGAUUACCAAAGGCAGCACGCCGUCCCUCAAACGGCUGGCAAAGGAGAUCCUCGGCAUAGAGAUACAGCAUGGUGAACACAGUUCUGUCGAGGAUGCACGAGCUGCAAUGCAACUGUACUGCACCGUAGCCAAGAAAUGGGAGUCUGUUAUGAGCGAGAAGCGAGGAUACAACAAGAAGUUCUUAGAAGAAUAACCAUACUUAAAACAGAAAAGUCGAUUUUUUUUGCAGGAGAGAUGAGACACUCAUGCUUUAUGGAAGCUGUGAUGGCAAAAUGUAGUCAUCCUUUCAAUCUCUUUAUCCAGGAUGUUGAGAAAGUUGUUGUAAAUUUGUUUACAUAUGUAUUAGCUGUCUAUAUACAUAUAUAAUGAGAAAUUAAUAAAAUCACAAGUGUUUUUGUCAUUUCCGACAUAUGUUUUGACUUCAUUUGGAAGACAAAGUCUUC
This is a messenger RNA of Galleria mellonella (greater wax moth), 1298 nucleotides long. RefSeq lists its product as uncharacterized. Lineage: Eukaryota; Metazoa; Arthropoda; Insecta; Lepidoptera; Pyralidae. The coding region runs from base 5 to 1048 and encodes 347 amino acids. Gene Ontology annotation, biological process: rRNA processing. Gene Ontology annotation, cellular component: nucleus. The record is from RefSeq and is a predicted model, not a curated record. The transcript is spliced from 2 exons. Gene Ontology annotation, molecular function: 3'-5' exonuclease activity; nucleic acid binding.